This is a messenger RNA of Rhizophagus irregularis DAOM 181602=DAOM 197198, 1133 nucleotides long. Lineage: Eukaryota; Fungi; Glomeromycota; Glomeromycetes; Glomerales; Glomeraceae. The record is from RefSeq and is a predicted model, not a curated record.
ACGAUAAAUAAAUUUCACUCGAUAAUUUCAUAUUAUUACAUGAACAAUAAAUAUAAAAACAACAAUUUUCUACCUCUAUCAAAAACAAUUUAUCCAUUUUUUUAAAAACAUUUAUCGUUUCACUUUUUACGAAAUAUGCCUAAAACUACACUCACUUCCGAACAGAAAAAAUUAAUAGACUUCGAAGAAAUUACACCAGAUAGACACGAUUUUGCUGUCAUAUUAUUUUGCAGCCGAAUUAUCGUACGAAUACAAAUUAAAUGUUUCGAAGAAACUGAAACAUUUUUGAAUAAUGAUAUCAAUAAUAUCGUCCGUAAGGAAGCUGAAAGCUUUUCCGAAAGACUUGGAUGUUUUAUCGAUCAAAUUAAAGAAACCGAACAUUGUUACAAUUCAAACGCAACGAGUAUGGAUUUCAAAGAGAAAAUAGCGUCAUCAGAAUUCCCACUCAAAACUAUUAUUAAUAUUUUAAGUGAGGAAUUAUCCUCUAGACCCCGUAAAAUCAAUCCACCACCCGUCAAACGGUUAUAUAAAAAUUUAAUCAGCUUAGCUGAUGAUUUAAGAAAGUAUUUCGUAAAUCGUGAACAUAAUAACGAAAAAAAGCAUAAGAUCCGACCAAUAUAUUUUUCAGAAAAUUAUUUUAUAUAUCAAGAAGGAACCCCUAAAGGAGAUGAUGAGAACUUUAUAUCAUUCCCCGUGACUUUAGUUUGGUUACCUACGUUGACCUUCACGGAUGAGAUUAAUCAAAAAAUGCAUCGGCUUUUCAUCUUCGAAAGAAGCCCGAAUUUUUAAGUAAAAGAGCACCCACAUUUCGAUCACAAUUAUUAAGAAUGAAUGGUGUUCAAAAACGGGUCAAUAAAAGUAAAAUGGAAAAAAAGAUCCAGAAAACAACGAAAAUUCCAAAAAAUAGACGAAGGAAAUACUGCACAUCAUAUGAUGACAUAGAAUAUCCUUCGAUAGAACCAAUUGAACCGCCAGUACCCAUGACUUCAAUUAGAGCAAUCUUAAAUCAUAGUAAUCAGUUACCAUCAGUAUCAAAUUGGCAAACUACUACAAUUACCGAAACACAGAAUUUGGUGAAAACGUUCGAUCAAUUUAAUUUCCGAAAAUUAUGUCCGUGUAUAUUAAAAGAAUGA